AUGGAUUCAUAUCAUGGUCGUCAUACUAUUUCCCUUCCUUUGGGUAAAGAAUUGGAAGCAAAAUGGACGGAUAAUGGUGAAGCGUUGCUUCAACCUCAUCUUCUCAAGGCAUCCUGGGCCUUGUUGCUUGGCAGGCUCUCGGAAACACAAACGACAACAUUUGCAGUGUCGGAACAACUGGUAGCCCCUCCAAGGGAUGCGUGUUCAAAAUUAGUGGCUGCAUCCCCACACUUAGAGACCUGGGCAAUAUCAGACAGUCCGGGUAGUCUCUUGGUGGAUGCAGCAAAGGAAACGCACAGAGAACCUCUUUCGGGCACACAGACCUCCACGGGUGUGGUCAUCAGGUGGCAUGAUGAACCGAACGGUCCGACGUCUCUGCCCUGUGGAUUCAAUACAAUGAUUGUUUUGGACUGCAGUAUAUCACCCGCCCAAGUAUACAUGGAAUACUCAAGGACAUCUCUCACGGUGAACCAAGCCUGGUCACAAUUAACGGCUAUGGUUCACAUUCUAGAGCAAAUGGUUAUGAACCCAGGGUUAUCACUCCGAGAGGUAGAUUUCCUUGGCUCGUACAGCUCCAGAUUGAUCCGGCAAUGGAACAACCCGUACUCACUCGCACGACCACAAGUAUGCAUUCAUACCUUGAUCCUAGAGCAUUGCCGGAGCCAACCCAGUUCCGAGGCACUGUGUGCUUGGGAUGGUUCCGUGACGUAUGCGGAGCUUGAUCAAUUUUCACUCGCAGUCGCACUCCAGCUGCUGUCACUUGGUGUUGGCCCAGAGUCAGUAGUGCCGCUCUACUUCGAAAAAUCGCGUUGGACGGUUGUCGCCAUGCUUGGAGUGCUGAGAGCAGGGGGUGCUUUUGUUCUCCUCGAUCCCUCCCACCCUAUGGCUCGUCUGGCCGAGAUUUGCUCGGAGGUGCAGGCACCACUUGCCAUCGCCUCAGAGUCAUUGGAGGACCUGGGUCGGCAGCUGGGUCCUCAAGUUAUAACGGUACUCGACACAGUCAAGAGUCACAUAGAUACAAGCAAAAACGCCUUUAACUCAUCUGUCAAGCCUUCAAAUGCUGCAUACGUCGCCUUUACUUCCGGCUCCACCGGGAAGCCCAAAGGGAUCGUGAUUGAACAUCAGUGCUUCGUUGCAAAUACGUUGGCUCAAAAUGCAGUCCAAAAUAUUAAUAGCCAAACACGGGCAUUUCAGUUUGCCUCCUAUGGGUUUGAUAGCAGUAUUCUUGAAACACUCAUGACUUUGGUGGCGGGUGGUUGCGUCUGUAUACCCUCGGAGAAGCAGCGGCUCAACGGCCUGGCAGAUGCUAUCCGUGUGAUGCGAGCCAACUGGCUCGAACUGACUCCAUCUGUUGCACGGUUCAUCAACCCUGAAGAGGUACCGGACGUGAAAUCUGUCUUGCUUGUCGGAGAGCCCAUGUCUCAAGACCACAUCACACAAUGGUCGGGGUCGGGGAAGAUCCAACUCCUCAACGCAUACGGCCCCGCCGAGUGCAGUGUGGUGGCCACUGUGCAGCCCCAUGUGCAACUGGAAGAUCCCCAAAAUAUCGGCCGCUCAUACAGCAGUCACUGUUGGAUCGUCAAUCCUCAUGAUCAUGAUCAGCUAGAGCCCCUGGGUGCGGUGGGAGAGUUACUCAUCAGCGGACCAAUCGUGGCCCGAGGCUAUCUCAAUCAGCCCCACCAGAAAUCAUUCAUCUCCAACCCUCGUUGGGCGACGCGAUUCGGCAUUCCUCCCGGUGAACGCGUUUAUAAAACAGGAGAUCUUGUGCGAUAUACCCUCGACGAUGGCGCGCUGCGAUAUGUUGGGCGCAAAGACCGAGAGGUGAAAAUCCACGGGCAACGGGUUGACCUACAGGAAAUUGAACAUCAUGCCUCCCAGUUUCAGAAGGGAAUACUUGCGGUGGCCGAUGUGAUUCAAGUCAAUGGCAGCAGCGCGGGGAAACUCCUUGCGUUGUUCAUUGCUGCAGAUAAUGAUGAAACUCACAUGACGAAGGAAAGCUUCGUUGUCCCCAUGAAUGACACCCUCCUCGACUUGGUGACCGACAUCAAACGCUGGCUUCGUGACUGUUUACCGCCAUACAUGAUCCCAACCAAAUAUAGGUUCGUCAAUCGCUUUCCCUUAACGAGAACUGGCAAACUCGAUCGACGAGCCUUGAUCGAUCUUGGAGCAGCAUCCAGUCCCUCGCCGUCUGGAGAGCACCCAUCAAAUAAGCGUGAUAAACGGGAUGUCGAGCUGGACCCCGAGCUUUUCGUCAAGCAAAACACCCUCUGCUCAGUUUUUGCUGAGGUCUUGGGCCUAGAAACGAACAUCAGCGCUGAAGAUGGUUUCUACGACAUGGGAGGGAAUUCAUUGGCUGCUAUCGAGCUGGUAGCCCGUGCACGCAAGCGUGGUCUGGAGAUCACAGUGGCGGAUGUCAUUCGUUUUCAAAAUCCACGAGAGAUCGCGCGAUGUACCGUGGAAAGCAAAGAGAUUCACGAGAUCUCGCCAUUCUCUCUUCUCGUGGAUACCGAACAGAGUCUAUCCGCCGCCACCGCCCAGUGUGGCAUUGAAAGAGAUGUGAUUGAAGACAUUUACCCUUGCACUCCUCUGCAGGAAGGCCUCAUGCAUCUGUCCAUCAAGAACCCGGGGGCUUUCAUGGGCACAUACCGAUUCUCCUUGGCUCCUUCUACGAACCUGCAUCGGAUCUGGGCUGCAUGGGAACAGCUUUGGCUCGUACAUCCCAUCCUCCGAACACGCAUCAUCCAACUUCAGGAUGGUCAAAAGCUUCAAGUAGUCACCAAGCAAAAGUCCCCAUGCAAGGAUAUUUCAGCCAUGAAUGAUUCCCAGCCCAUGAGCUUGGGGACUCCCCUUGCGCGCGUGUCAUUCCAUUCUGGACGAAUUUCCAGUGGACCGGACUCAGGCAUAUUCCUGUUGACCAUGCACCACGCUCUUUUUGAUGGAUGGUCAUAUCUGCAACUGCUCGAGGAUCUCCAGGUGAUUUACAAUGGGGACAUGCCGCCGCCACGCCCUGCCUUCAAUCAUGUCAUUAAUUACAUCUCCAAGUUGAGCAUUGAGGAAGUUCGCUCUUUUUGGAGUCAAAAGUUGGAUAAUUUCCAAGCAACAAUGUUCCCUAUCUCUUCCCGGCGGCCAGCCGCGUUACCACAUUGGCAAGUCAGAAGCCAGCAAAUUAUACUGGCCAAGUCAGAUAUGAACUGGACGCUCGCCAAUAAAAUCAAAUUAGCCUGGGCUCUUGUGAUCUCUUCUCAAACUCACUCAAAUGACGUGGUGUACGGAUUGACGGUCUCGGGCCGGAAUGCCCCAGUUCCAGAGAUCGAUCGUAUUUCUGGGCCAACUUUUGCAACAUACCCUUUCCGGACGCAGCUUGAUGAUGAGAUAUCGGUGGAAGAUAUGUUGAUUCAAAUGAGACAGCACGACGUCUCCAUCAUGCCAUUUGAGCAUAUUGGUCUCAGGCGUAUCGCGGAGUCAAGUUCAGACGCGGCCCUGGCUUGUGGAUUCCAGAAUCUUCUCACCAUCAGGCUGCAAUCUCUUCAAAUUCCUGCGGGCGCCUUGAUCGGUUUACCUGAGAGCGAGGACCAUGACCUGAAGUUUGCGUCGUAUCCCUUGUCAAUCGUCGCCCAGCAGGAAGGCAAAUCGCUGGAGGUCAAGGCCAUCUUUAAUAGCUGCAUUCUGGGCCCUGAUAGGACUGAGGCACUCUUAGAGCAGUUUGAUACGUUGUUGCAGCGAAUCCUUCGGGAGCCCGCAGCAAAAAUGAGGGACCUGAGAAGUCAGCUUGCGCCCGAGUGGCAGCAAUUAGCGGCGAUUAACAGAAAGAGUCUGCCCCACCUCCAUUGCCUACACGAUGUCAUCCAGGGCUUUGGCGUCACCCAACCAAACUCAGAGGCCGUCUGCGCAUGGGAUGGCUCGCUGACAUAUAAAGGACUUGUCGCCUUGGCGCGGAGAUUGGCAGGCCAUCUCCAGUCUUUCGGAUCCGGGUCGGAACCUGGUGUGGUCGUCGGGAUUUGCGUUGAAAGAUCGAAAUGGUUCCCCGUUGCCAUCCUAGGUGUCAUGAUGUCUGGAGCCGCCAUGGUUUUGUUAGAACCCAACUUCCCCGUCCAGCGUUUGCAGCUUAUCUUGCGAGACGCCGGGGCGCGAACGAUGAUAUGCUCUCCGGUAUUCCAAGAGAGGUGCACAGGCUUGGUCAAUGAUCUGUUGGUUCUGACUCCCGAUAUCGUGGCCCAAGCGGACUACGACGCGUGGACUCCAUCAGCGGUGUCUCAUCAAGAUCCAAUGUACGUUGCUUUUACAUCCGGAUCAACGGGUGCCCCAAAGGGUGUUGUGAUCGAGCAUGGCAUGGUACAUUCGAUGCUCGAGGCGCACAAGGACGUCAUCGGUGCAUCAAUCGCGUCCCGGGGCUUGCUUUUCGCCUCGCCCGCGUUUGAUAUCUGCCUUGCUGAGAUUGUUCUUCUCCUCGGUGCGGGAGGCUGCGUCUGUGUGCCUUCUGAAGCUCAACGCAUGAACGGCUUGGCGAAGACGAUGACAACCAUGCAGGUCAACAUGGCUAUGCUGACCCCUUCGGUGGCGCGAACUCUCUCGCCAAUGGCGGUCCCUUGUCUUCAAACCCUUAUUCUUGGAGGGGAGGCACCAUCAGCCUCUGAUCUGGCGACAUGGGCUUCACGAGUCCAGCUGCAUCAAUCCUACGGGCCGGCGGAGUGCGCUAUGUACACGACCACUACACCGCCAUUGACUCCCAGCUCGGAUUUGGGCAACGUCGGAUCUUCUCCCAACGCAUCUUGCUGGAUCGUUGACCCGGACAACCAUGAUGAGCUUCAGCCUGUGGGCUCGGUAGGAGAGCUCCUGAUCGCUGGGCCGAUUGUUGGAAGAGGGUAUAUCAACCGACCCCAGGAGUCUGCAGCGGCCUUCAUUCGUGAUCCUGUCUGGAGCGAAAAAUUCCCCUUCUUGCGAGGAGACCGACUUUACAAGACUGGAGAUCUUGCUGUCUUGAACGCAGAUGGGUCUUUAACUUUGAUAGGCCGAAAGGAUACACAGGUCAAGCUCAAUGGGCAACGGAUUGAGCUGCACGAGAUUGAGCAUUGUGCCGAGAGAUACCAACACGGUACCGGGGUCAUUGCGGAAUUGAUAAAGCCUGUGGGCAUCCUGAGACCCAGACUUAUCAUGUUCGUCUAUGAUCCUGCGACGGUAGAAAUGACGGUGGGUAUCAACCCUGCUUGUCAUGACCAUCGGGAAGUGUUUCUCUCGCCGUCAACACAAAAUCAAGCUUACCUUGAAGGUGUAAAACACCAUCUUAACCAACACCUUCCACCGUAUAUGAUUCCUUCCUUUUUCCUUUCGCUAUCUCGUCUGCCGCUUAGCCCAAGUGGCAAGGCCGACCGCAAGACACUACGCCAGAUUGCAUCAAAAAUGGAUAGAGUGACACUGGAGAUGUAUCUGGACAAUCCGGUGGCAGAUAAAAGGGAGCCAAUUACAGAGCAAGAGCGAUUCGUCCGUGCAAGUUUUGCCACAGCCCUGUCAUUAAAUGAGGAGGCCAUUGGUAUGGAAGAUAACUUCUUCGCUCUCGGAGGCGAUUCCAUCACUGCCAUGCGGGUGCUCACUUUGUGUCGGAGAAGAAACAUGGCCAUCUCAAUGCAGGAAUUCCUCUCAAAGAACACUGUAUCCUUAUUUUGCAAACAUGUCAGUGUGAUCCAGGGCCAGGCCGUUGAUUCCAAGCGCCAGAAACUCCUGAAUUCCCAAGACUCCGUUCGGGGAAAAGAUCAUCUCGUCGAGUUUGAGCACAUCGAUUACCAACUGGAUAUGGUUCGAUCUCAGUUGAAUUUGUUGAAAUCGGAUUCCAUCGAGGAAAUCUACCCGUGCUCUGACGCCCACAGUGGUGUGUUAGAGCUCUAUACCUCCAACUACACGAGCACUGCAAUUUUCGAAGUUUGCCCGACGGGAUCAGUGACUCCGAUGCAGGUGAGCAACGCUUGGAGUCAACUAGUGCACCGUCAUGUCGCCUUGCGGACGGUUCUCAUGAAAGAGCCAAAGGUUCACGCAGAUUAUCUUCACGUGGUUCUCGACAAAGGACCAGCUCAAAUUCUUGCUCUUCCUCGCAGCAAGAAUGCCCUUUCGGAACUGAAAAGUCUCGAACCAGUGCAAUCCUGGGGCCUGUCACCACCACACCGGUUAAUUCUCGGGCAGGACCACUCUGGGACCGUCUUCAUGAGGCUAGAAACGGGCUGUGCUUUGAUUGACGCCUUUUCCAUGACCAUUCUACUCGAGGAGCUUUCUCUCGUGCUCCAGGGUCAGGCCUUGCCAGAGCAAGGAGUUUCGUAUCGUCAAUAUCUGUCCCAUCUGCGCAGUCAGUCACCUGCCGAAACACUGCAAUACUGGACACAGACUCUUUAUGGAGUUUACCCUUCCCAACUCCCCAGACUACCUGCCAAGCAGUCCCCUCUGCCUGAACCUCGCUCGCAGAGCCGCUGCCUGCCAUUUGCGCAAUCAAAGUGUCUAGAUUCCUUCUGGCGCUCCAAUAAUAUCACCAUCACCAACGUUUUCCAGCUGGCAUGGGCCUUAACACUCACCCACUAUACCAAUUCCCGUGAUGUGUGCUUCGGAACCAUCACCUCGGGGCGUGAUACCCCCGGCCUUGAAGUAUGGAACAUUGUUGGGUCAUUCUUCAAUGUUCUUCCGUGUCGAAUUGCGAUUGAUCCCACGCGCACGGUGAUCGAAUCUCUCCGACAGAACCAGGAGGAUAUUCAGCGUCGAAAUGAUCACCAGUACUGUUCCAUGCCAGAUACAAUUCGCAAAUCAGGCAUAAGCAGUAUGGACGAUGACCAGCAGCUGUUUAAUACAGUUCUGACAGUGCAGAAUCCAUUCUCAACACAGUCAUCUACUGCGAAAGAUGGGAGCAACGAGAUCGAUAUCAAACUGAUCGAUUUGGAGGAUGCAACUGAGUAUGACCUUUGCGUGGCUAUCCUUCCCUCCGCUUCCCACCUCACGGUGGAACUACGCUACUGGUCGACGACCGUAUCUGAGGAAUAUGCUUCUGAUAUCAUGGAUCGCCUAUUCAACCAGCUGGAACAGAUUGUGCAUCAUGCGACCAAGCCAUUGAGUGUCAUCACCAGCAUCGGGUGA
This is a messenger RNA of Penicillium samsonianum, 7107 nucleotides long. RefSeq names its product non-ribosomal peptide synthetase. Gene Ontology annotation, biological process: amino acid activation for nonribosomal peptide biosynthetic process; secondary metabolite biosynthetic process. The transcript has 3 exons. The record is from RefSeq and is a predicted model, not a curated record. Gene Ontology annotation, cellular component: cytoplasm. Gene Ontology annotation, molecular function: catalytic activity; phosphopantetheine binding. Bases 1 to 7107 code for a protein of 2368 amino acids. NCBI's taxonomy places the organism in Eukaryota, Fungi, Ascomycota, Eurotiomycetes, Eurotiales, Aspergillaceae.